This is a messenger RNA of Paramisgurnus dabryanus, 5793 nucleotides long. RefSeq names its product protein diaphanous homolog 1 (gene diaph1). Gene Ontology annotation, molecular function: small GTPase binding; actin binding. Gene Ontology annotation, biological process: actin cytoskeleton organization; actin filament polymerization. The record is from RefSeq and is a predicted model, not a curated record. NCBI's taxonomy places the organism in Eukaryota, Metazoa, Chordata, Actinopteri, Cypriniformes, Cobitidae. Gene Ontology annotation, cellular component: actin filament.
CACACACACACAGAAACAGGAAGAGAGAGAGAGAAAGAAAGCGGAAAACUUCAUCUGAUCUCUAAAUAUUGGGUGUAAUUUUAAAUCUGAUCAUGAUAUGAACCACAGUUCGUAAAUGUCAAUAAUCGGAUGUAUUAAUGACACUCGUGCAGGGUGAUAGAUCAGACAGCUUAAGAGAUAUAAAGCGCAGUUUGUUUAUUGCUUCAGAGGUCGAGGCAAACUUUAACGACUAAAUUAAUACGCGCGUGGCUUUUGCGAGGAGAUCUAUGGAUUAUGAUCUGCUGUUUCACGCUCCAGAGCUGAAUAUUGAAUCGUGAUAGGAAUCGGGGUUCAAAUUUCCCUCCCUUUCCUUUGUGCCGGGGGAAGAGCUGAGGUCGGCGGCGCGCAGCAGCAGCAGCAGGCCGCGGGAUCAGAAGCUCUGAGCGGGGACAGCGUGAGUGAGUGCGGGGAUCCGAGCCCGCGCAUUUUCCGGUAAAAUACGUGAUUUUAACUCCAGCUGUAACCAUGGAUCAAUACUCAGCGUCUGGUGGCCCUACCAAAAGUGGCAAAGAUAAAGAAAAAGAAAAGAAAAGCAAGAAGAACUACGACGAUGGAGAAAGCAAGAAGAAGUUUACUCUCAAACGGCUGAUUCCUGAUGAGCUGGAGCGGUUCACCAGCAUGAGGACAAAGAAGGAAAAAGGAGGCGUCCCUGGAAACAGACACUCAUCCGCUAUCCAGUAUGAAGUUCCAGGUCAUAGCAGCUCACUACACGAGCACUCCGAUGAGUAUGUGCUACAGCUCUUUGAACAGAUGCUGGUUGAUAUGAAUCUGAAUGAUGAAAAGCAGCAACCGCUGAGGGCGAAGGACAUCUCCAUCAAGAGAGAGAUGGUGUCUCAAUACCUGCACACGUCUGCUGCUGGGAAAAGUCAAAAGGAAAGUUCAAAGUCGGCGCUGAUUUAUAUUCAAGAGCUGAGGACGGAUCUGAGAGAUGCUACCCUACUGAGCUGCCUAGAGUCACUUCGGGUGUCUUUAAACAACAACCCUGUCAGUUGGGUGCAGACGUUUGGAGACGAAGGUUUGGCUUUGCUCCUGCAGUACCUGAAGAGACUUCAAGAAGAUAGAGAAGAACCUGUGAAUGGUGGGAUUGGCGUUAAAUGUCAACAUGAGAUCAUUCGAUGUCUCAAAGCCUUCAUGAACAACAAGCACGGUCUUAAAGCCAUGUUAACAUCAGCAGAAGGAAUUCCUCUCCUUGUCCGGUCCAUCAAUCCAAAGGUUCCUCACAUGAUGGUGGAUGUAGUCAAACUGCUGUCUGCUAUCUGUAUCCUGGAGCAUCCAGACAACCCCCAUGAACGGGUUUUGGAGUGUAUCACAGAGCAGGCCGAGGAGCAGGACAUCGAGAGAUUUCAGCCUCUGUUGUCCGGCAUGCACAAAAACUCCAUCGCUCUGAAGGGCGGCUGUAUGCAGCUGAUCAAUGCUCUUAUCAGUAGAGUAGAAGAACUCGACUUUAGGAUUCACCUGCGAUCAGAACUCAUGAGACUCGGUCUCAGAGACCAGCUGGGGGAGGUAAAGUUGAUAGAGAACGAGGAGCUCCGGGUUCAGCUGCAGGUGUUUGAAGAACAGGCCGAGGAAGACUGUGAAGAUCUUCGCAGCCGUUUGGAUGAUGUCCGCAUUGAGAUGGAUGAUCCGACCGAGGUCUUCCAGAUCCUUCUGAACACCGUGAAGGACUCGAAAGCCGAGCCUCUCUUUCUGUCCAUGAUGCAGCACCUGCUGUUGGUCCGAAACGACUACAUGGUUCGGCCUCAAUACUAUAAACUCAUUGAUGAAUGUACAGCUCAGAUAGUUUUGCAAAGGAAUGGCUGUGAUCCCGACUUCAAAUGCAAGAAAUUCGAUCUGGAAGUUGGGCAUCUCAUUGAUAACAUGGUUGAUCAGAACAAAGUGGAAAUUAGCGAAGCCAAGGCCACAGAGCUGGAAAAAAAGUUGGAUGCAGAAUUAAUGGCGCGGCACGAGCUGCAGGUGGAGCUGAAGAAGAUGGAGGCCGAUUAUGAGCAAAAAGUUCUGGAGCUGAGCACAGAGAAAGACACACUGGGAAAUGAGAAAACUGAGCGAGAGAAAGAGAACCUGGUGCUGCAGUCUGAGAUCAACAAGCUGAAAGAAAAGAUUGAAAAGCUUUCAAAAGAUCUAGAAGAAGCCAAAACCAAAGUCAUCACUGUGCAUGUGCCUGUGGCUCCACCCCCUGGUCCAUCAACUGGCCAGCCAAAUUCCACCAAGCCCCCACCACCACCCAGUGGCGCGGGACUACCUGUACCUCCACCUCCUCCACCACCUCCUCCACUGCCUGGACAAGCCACCAUGAUGCCCCCACCUCCUCCACCCUUACCAUGUGGGGCAGGUUUGCCCCCUCCUCCACCUCCUCUACCUGGAGCACAUGGUAUGCCCCCACCGCCUCCACCUUUGCCCGGAGGACCUGGUAUGCCCCCACCUCCUCCUCCUUUACCUGGAAUGCCCGGUAUGCCGCCUCCACCACCCCCUCCACCCGGAAUGCCUGGCAUGCCUCCGCCCCCUCCAAUGGGUGGUCCUGGGAUGCCUCCGCCACCGCCGGGCGGUUUUGGUGGAUGGGCGCCUGCAGUUCCUCAACUGCCCUACGGCCUACAGCCCAAGAAAGAUUACAAACCUGAGGUUCAACUGAAGAGAGCCAACUGGAGCAAGAUCGCAGCCGAGGAUCUGAAUGAAAACAGCUUCUGGGUGAAAGCUAAGGAGGAUCGCUUUGAAAACAAGGAGCUGUUUGCCAAACUCACGCUCACCUUCUCUACCCAAACCAAAACUAAAAAAGAUCAGGAGGGGGCAGAGGAUAAGAAAGUUGCUCAGAAGAAGAAGGCGAAAGAGUUGAAAGUGUUGGACUCCAAAACAUCCCAGAAUCUCUCUAUUUUCCUGGGUUCGAACCGGCUGCCCUAUGAAGAGAUGAAGAAUGUCAUUCUAGAGGUCAAUGAGAAAGUACUCACAGAAAAUAUGGUGCAGAGUUUACUGAAGCUUCUGCCAGAACAGGAGCUACUGAACACAUUAUCAGAGCUGAAGGACGAGUACGAGGAACUCGCCGAGUCUGAGCAGUUUGGAGUCGUGAUCAGUUCAGUGAAGCGUCUGAAGCCUCGUCUCAGCUCCAUCCUCUUCAAACUUCAGUUUGAAGAGCAGGUGAAUAACAUGAAGCCGGACGUGGUGGCAGUGACAGCAGCCUGUGAGGAGCUCAGACAGAGCGAAGGCUUCACCAAACUGCUGGAGAUCACACUGCUGAUGGGAAACUACAUGAACGCCGGCUCACGAAACGCCAAGGCCUUUGGGUUUAGCAUCAAUUAUCUGUGCAAGUUAAGGGACACUAAAUCUGCAGAUCAGAAACAGACCCUGCUGCAUUUUCUGGCUGAAACUUGUCAGGAGCAACACCCAGAGGUCAUGACUUUCCCGGAGGAGCUUCUCCAUGUGGAGAAAGCCAGUAGAGUCUCGGUGGAGAACCUUCAGAAGAAUCUAGAUCAGAUGGAUAAACAGAUUAAAAACCUGCAGAAGGACAUUGAAACUUUCCCCCCUCCGCAGAGCGACAGGGACAAAUUUAUCGAAAAAAUGACCAUUUUUGUAUCAGCUGCCCGUGAGCAAUUCGGGAAAAUCCAGUUGAUGCAUGAGAACAUGGAGAAGCAGUAUGAGGACUUGGCCAAGUAUUAUGUGUUUGACCCUAAGAAGAUUACACCAGAGGAGUUCUUUGGUGACCUUAAUAACUUUAGGAACAUGUUUCAGACAGCGGUUAAAGAGAAUCAGAAACGGAAAGAAGCAGAGGAGAAGAUUCGCCGAGCCAAACUCGCACGAGAGAAAGCUGAACGAGAAAAAGAGGAGAAACAGAAGAAAAUGAGCGCCGGACAGAUUCCCAAUAUUAAUGAUGAUGAUGAGACUGGCAUCAUGGAUGGUCUGUUAGAGGCACUUCAGUCUGGGGCAGCUUUCAAGAGGAAGAGAGGACCACGACAAGCAGCCAAUAAUCGGAGAGGAGCCGGUCAAGCCGUAACAAACUUCCUGGCCAAAGAGCUCCUACAGGAGGGCGCCUCGUCCGCUGCCACCAAAAAGACACGAGUGGACGUUGUGGACAAUAAAGAAUCAUCACCUGUAGACUCCAGCUCACUAGAGGAUCUGUUAGACGACGCACCAUUUAGGUCAAAUUAGGGAAGUCGUCUUCUGAUCCAGCAUCUUGCUAUUUAGACACAAAUUGCGCUCUGGGACCAAGUGUGUGCUGUGUGUGGGCCGGGCUCUCGCUAGACCACACCCCUUACCCCAUGCAGCUUCCUGUUAGCUGUCACAUUGGAGGAGGGGUUCUCUUCCAUUCUUUGAAAAGUGGUGUAAACUUUUCACAGCUUUGAUAUUUUUCUCUGUCGCAUGUUUUCAUUUUCCUCCACUCUGCUCUGAUAUAAUGUAUUCAUCUCACCGGUUAGAGUCCAAAGGUUUGUGUGAAUGUCCCGAGACUGAAUUCAUCUCAAUUCAAACUUCACGUUUUUUUUUUUUUUUUAGAAAUAUUACAUGGCUCAGUGUUUGAAGUGAUGUUACUUGUGCCAAUAAUCGCGAGCCCAUAAAUACAGUUCAGAGUGUUGUUUAGUUGGUGUCUAUUGGACCUGUUCUCACUGAGGUUCUGUAGCUCAUCAAAAGUUAAGGAAGGUCUGGUACCUGUUCACGAGGUUAGUUUUCUUAUUCUUCUGUAUGUCGCUUUUUCAUUCUGUCAUUUUAAUCGAAAGAUGUUGGCCACAGUCCUUGUCUUUGUUUCAUGAAACUCGAGCAGAGUUGUUUUGCAAAACGGUUCUACAAAUAAUUUUCACACAUCUGUCUUGUAUUUUAUGGAGAGCUGCAGUCAGCGUGCCGCUCUUGUGUGUCACAAAAAUAUUUUAUUAAUAUGUUGGCGAAAUCUGCUUUUUUACACACUGAAGGUCCAGACUGCAGAUGCACAUCAUUCUCAUAAGAUAAAUGACAGAUGUUGAGAUGUCCGAGCUGAAAACUACAAACAUUUUAUGAGUGUUAUCCGAGGCAGAUCUGGGUGACUGUAGCACUAAAUGUGUUCACGGGUUACACUGGUGUUCAAGUUAAAUCAUCUCAUAGAUUUGUUGUAUGUUUGUCAUUUUCAUUGCAGUCCAGUAAUCUAAUUUCCCUCUUAAUCUACGUCUACAUAACGUGAGAAGUGUUGAAAGUUUCAGCUGUUAACUCAUUGUAAGAGUAAAAAGUUCAUAUUUACAGGGAAAUUUUUUUAGAUUAACCUGAAUGUCUGAGGGUAGAGAUCACUGUCUUAAGCCAAAACCCAACUGCGAUUGUUCAGACAUCAUGAGAAAUUGUCUUCUGGAUUUUGCUUUUAAAAUAAAUAUAAGAUGCAGAAUGUGACAAUAGUUAAAGCGAUGAUCAGAUCUCCGGCCGCGGCUUGGACACCAGCACAUCUCAAAGCGUUCUAGGUUGUGUUCUGGAGAUAGCCAAAUUUCCAAAGUUUUUGUUUUGGGGAAUUUGUGCAGACUGCAUUUUGGAGACAUGCAAGGCACCGAAUUCAAGGCACUGGUUGCUGGGCUUACAUGUGCCCAACAUUUUCACCUUCUUGGGAGAAGCUGAUAAAUGUCACUUAAUAAAGACGCUCUUUGUUUAGAUUUUUUAAGUACAAGGUUUUCUAUGUCAAUUUUUAUUGUUGAUUAUUUUACUGUAACAAUAUAGAGAUGUAUUGGUGAUAUUUGGUCAGAUUGUGUAUAUGAGAUUGACUUUAGAGAUUUGUUUGGAUUAUCUCUGAAAGCACACCAUUAAAAGAUCUUUAAUACGUAA